This is a messenger RNA of Neodiprion virginianus, 2601 nucleotides long. It is a transcript of the gene mTerf5, whose product is annotated as transcription termination factor 5, mitochondrial. The coding region runs from base 117 to 1700 and encodes 527 amino acids. The transcript has 6 exons. Gene Ontology annotation, biological process: termination of mitochondrial transcription; regulation of DNA-templated transcription. Gene Ontology annotation, molecular function: double-stranded DNA binding. Lineage: Eukaryota; Metazoa; Arthropoda; Insecta; Hymenoptera; Diprionidae. Gene Ontology annotation, cellular component: mitochondrial matrix. The record is from RefSeq and is a predicted model, not a curated record.
CCGCUGAAUAUGGUUACUCGAGGGCAUCACGAAAGAACGAUACCUGAAGUAUCAAGCGUAACACCGGUGCGGCAUUAAAUCACGGAUGGAAUAGAUUCAGAGAUGAAAAUAAAAUCAUGCUGGGAUUUACUUUGAAAAAUUGGCUUACAAAUAAUCAACAGUGUUUAAAAACGACUAUCUUCCAUGUGACAAAGAUGACACAGAUCUCAGCAACGAUAGAAAAUCAAGGGAAUGAUUCAACAACUAAUGCCACAGUAGAAAAGAUGAAAUUUUUGGUUAAGUUAUUGAAAAUUGACACAAGAGAAGCACGGCAUUAUUUAAAGGCAAAUCAACUCUUGCGCAUGGUUCCAAACGAACAAAUCGCCGAAACCUACGCACUUUGCUUGAAAUAUGGAAUUGGCAACGAAGUGAAGGACAUUAUAGGAGUAAUAUCUCUCAAAGCAUCCACUUUGGAGCGAAGAAUAACUUACUUUCAAGAAUUGGGUUGCACAAAAUUAUCAGCAAACAUAUUAAAACCUUUUAUGACAGGCUGUGAAUACAGUCUUCAACAAUUUCAGGACUGGAAUCUGCUACCGGCUGAUGUUGACAUUGCGAAAAAUAUUUUCAGUGUUCUCAAUAAACCACCGCCAGAUGUUCCAUGCUUAGAUUCACUAAAAAAAAGUAAUUCUAUUCACACAUAUCGCUCCAUUUGCCUAGAGCAUUAUCUCAAGUGGCGGCUGAAGUACACUGAAAAGGAAUUGAGUAAAUUAACAGCAGUUAUACAAAAGUUUCGUUAUUUCUCUAUAAGAUCGAUCGAAGAAGUAAUCGACUGUCUAGAGAAUGAACUUGAAUUUUCUAAAGCUAAGAUAAAGCAAGCUAAUUUUCUACUUCGUGCAGACGCAACAAAUAUCAAGCAGUUACUGACGACGUAUAAACAAGUUGCUGGCAGUGAUAUGAAGCCUUUGUUAAUUAAAAAUCCAAAACUUUUGGACGUAAAGGCAGACCUGAUCCCUGCAAGGCUAGAGAUUCUUAAAAAACACGGUGUGACAGAAUCUGCGCUAAAAGUAUAUCCUACUAUAUUAUUGCUCUCGAAGGAAACCAUAGAAUCUAGACUGAAAGAGAUACAGAGCAUACCGGAAUUAAGAGGUUUUUUGGAUCAUCAACGCUUAUUGCUCUUAAUUCUAUAUUUACGAAAAGCAAAAGAUCGUUUACAGUUCAUGAAAGAGCAUAAUGUGAAGAGCAUCAGCCUUUUUACGCUUAGCUCUAGUUCCGUUUAUUUCAAUAGACAACUUGAAGAGGGACUUGUACGAGCUAAAGGUACAGACUUGUUACAAUUUUUGAGUAAAAACACAGGCGCCUCUCAAGCUUCUAUUCACCGGUCCCUACAGAAGAAUUCAAUGUGGCUUCAUGCACCAUUUAUUCACGUGGUGGAUACAUAUUUUUAUUUAAUAGAAAAAAAUUAUACCAACGAAGAUAUUCUGAAUAAUGUUCAUGUUCUACUCUACAAAAGUUCACGUGUUGAACAAGUGCUGGAAAAAAUUGAAUCCGACGAAUCCGAGAAAUCUAAUAAUUGGACUCCUAGUCAGAAACUUGCUUUGUGUGUUUAUUAUAUUGAAAAAAAAUUUCAUUUUUCCGGGCUCGGUGUAUUAGAGGAUACGCCCGAACAGCAUUUACUGACGUCGGAUCAAGUAACAACAAACCAGGUUUUGAAAGAAGAAUGAAAAUAGACAACUGGUUUCGUAGUUAUUAUACCAUUAAAUCUACUUUCGUAUCUGUUGUUUAUAGACAAAAAUUCGAGAUGUUGAGUCUUACGUAAUUAAUGGCAUAAUUCCCGUGAUUUUUGAUUUUUGAUCAAACUUUUUCCUCCCACCUGUUCGACCAUCAUCCAGAAAUUUGUGUGAAUAAUGCUAUAGAUUCAAGUUCCGACUGUACAAAGUGAAUUAUAAGAUCGAUUUGAUUUGGAAAUAUACUUAAUCACAAUAUCCUUAGAAGAUAUAAAGUAUUAUAUGCUCUAAGAUAAUAUCCAACGUUGAAUAAAGGCCGAUGAUUUCAUUGGCCAGUACCGUUAAAUACGGCCAAUGAAAUCACUUACACGUCGAGACAGGCUUCUUGUGGAUCAUGAACGGGCUCCAAUCACCUGCAAAUUUCUGUAUAUAUGACACGCCGGGUCAGCGGGGCCUUAAGAUGCUUUCAUGAAUAGCAGAUCCUGUAUAUUAUGUAAAUAUUCUAAAUAUUUUAAAUUUUAUACCAGAACCGAUUUCGUCGUGUAACAUUUUCUUUUCACUGCGGCGCACAGGUUUCUUAGAAUUUUUUGGAAAACUGUAUUAUACCUGAAAAAUGUCUCUUAUUUACAUUGCUAUUUCUUUGCUUAUCGAAAUUCUUUACCAUCCAAGAUACAUUAAACAGGUAUGUAUUAUAUGUACAUACAUAGUUAAAUCUCAUUAUCAGAGUAUGUGAAAUCUUGCGAAUCAAAUAUUUUCACCAAUAAUUAUCAGUCAAUGUUGGGUUGAAUGUCCGAGAAAAAUUAGAAUAGAUCUCUACAACACGUAGUGUUGAGUUUCAUGAUGAACGAUGGUUCUAUGACUGCUUUUCAUACAGAAAUGUAAAUUGUAGAUAUGAAAU